Messenger RNA from Cavia porcellus (domestic guinea pig), 6687 nucleotides. RefSeq names its product collagen type XX alpha 1 chain (gene Col20a1). The record is from RefSeq and is a predicted model, not a curated record. Gene Ontology annotation, molecular function: protein binding. Lineage: Eukaryota; Metazoa; Chordata; Mammalia; Rodentia; Caviidae. The transcript has 37 exons. Bases 2152 to 6510 code for a protein of 1452 amino acids.
ACCUCAGGAAGAGGCAACUCCUGGGGCUCUGUCCUGGAAGGUCAGGUUGGAACUCGGCAAGAAGAGCCACAGGACUCAGAGCCCGUAGAGUUCUCAGCAAAGAGCCCAAGAGGCCUCAGCUGGCAUGGACAUAGCCGCUUAGUGGAUCACAGGGCUUGGGGAGAAGGGACGGAGCUCGCUGGACCAGAUGGGUGGUAUGCAGUGCCAGCACUCGAUUCCCACAGUGCCAGUCUGCAGGGCCUGGCCUGGCUGGCCUGAAGCUGCGCGUAUGCACACAUGAGGUCAUGCACACACACACAGUGAGCUCCAGGCCUGCCCAGGUGCAGCCAGAUCCAGGAAUCCUUGGCAGAGGGUGUGGCCUGAGCAGUGCCAGAUUCCUGGUCCUGUGCACAGGCACUGCUGAGCAGCCUCCCAGUGAAAUGCAUGGGCACACAUCAGUCACCUAGUAACCCAAGGGGCCACAGCAGGCACUCCUGCCCCCUGAGGUCCAGUAGCUAUGGCUGUCAGCCCUGUGGAAAGGUCCGCUGCUCCUGCGUGCCUUUCCAGGGUCCUUGGUACUGCAUAACCCACCAAGGGCUGAGCAGCUUUGGGUAGCCAUGGUCAAGGGUAGUACAGGACAUACAGCAGGAUGUGGGGCGCACAGGGGCCUCUGCUCAGGUCCCAGGCUGGCAGGAGGUAGCUCUAGGCACACACACCCGGGGCAUGGGUGACAGGAAAGCUCUCCAGAGAUGAUUCUGAUCCUGCAUGGGGCAGUGACAGGAAGGGUGCUGAGGGCAUCUCGGCCAUGUCCCCAUGUCCAGGGUGAUCUUAGCCUGGUGGACCCUGUGCUGUCUCUGUAGCCCCAAAAGGGCAUCCUGUCUUGGGUAAACACAGAUGCUGGCCCCAGGCCCAGACCCAAUGUGGUUCCCGAAUCCCUUUGACUAAAGCCUGGUCUUACCCUCUGGCGGAGAGGGUGGAGUGAACCGCUUUAGCUCCACAGGACCCUGCUGACCACUCCAGGGCCCGCAGGAAGUGUCCACACUCAAACUGGCCUCUGCAGUUUGUCCCAAGGCACUGGCAUGCCCAGUAGACUCCUCAAGGCCAGCACUGGCCCUGCCCUUUCAGGAUCUUUUCUUAAGACUACAGUGCCGAGGAUCCUCCUGGUAGCCCUUGACACACUAUUGCAGCGGUGUCAUCAGUCCUGGCCAGAACUCCUACGGUGACCCAUUGUCACAAAGGGCCCGUGUUGCCUCCGACCCUAGCACCAGCCUGUGUCUGUGAACUGUGGCCGCACACACAUCCCCGGUGACUGCUGAGCUGGUGUCCAUCGGGAGGGGCAGCCCAAGCGGCAGGACUGUGCUCUCCUCCCUCAGAGUGCACCACGGAUCAGCUGCUAGGCCCACCGGAGGUACCAGGAUGCCAGGAGCCACACAGCCCUUUCAGGUGUCUCCCAGCAAGUGCAGUACCCCAGACCCUGGGAGUCCAGCUCAGGGGAGAGCAUCUCACGUACCCCAGCAGUUGCCCAGAACAGGCAGAAUGGGGCUCUGUCCCCAAGGCCACACAGUAGGGUGGUCUGAGGGGCAGGGAUGGUGGUUCUACUGCUUGAGCCCUGCUGGGUUCCUCAAUGAGGCUGGGGCCAAGGCAGGGCCAGUGUGAGGUGGGUGGGGCCUUAUUUGGUGCUUGGGGCUGCAUGGGGAUGAUCUGGGUCCAGUGGGGUACAGCCAGGUGGAGGCUAGAUGGAGCCUGUGGAGGGUCGGGAACUGUGCUGGCUGGGUUGGAACAGUUGCCACCUCACUGUCCCAGGUAAGGAGUGUGGAAUGGGCCAAAGCCGGGGGACAGCAGAUUUGGGGUCCUAGAAGUCAAGGCUGUGAGGUAGGUGAGAUCCAGGUGCUGCUGCAGGCUGCUCAUGCUGCAUAGACUGCAGCUCCGUGCCUGGGGCUGCAUAGAAGGCCUUUGUCUCCCAGCAGCACUUCCUGUAGGCUCCUCUUAGGGACAGACCCUCUGGAUGUGAGGAAUAAAGGUUCUUGGCCCAGCUGUCUCCUGUAGGACUUACAGCCUAGUGUAGUGGGGUCCCCCCUGCUGGGACCACUGUGUGCCAUUCUUAGCCCUGCCAAGUACAGCAGGGGAGGAGCCAAGGAAUGGGCGGGGCAGGGACGGAAGGAGAGGGGCCUCAUGAGCCUUGGCUCCCUUGGCCACAGCUCUAGAGUGGGCCAAAGGGCCCCAUUGGCGAGCGGCACUGUCCUUGGAGGCACUGUCCUUGGAGCGGGAGGUUGGCGACUCAUCUGCGGGCUUGCCAGGCUGCCUGUGCCUGGGGCUCCUGGCCUUGGCUCAUUGCUGGACCAGCACAGGGGAGUUGACCUGAACUCCUGGCCGCACAACAUGAAACUCCAGGGCCACCCCGACCUCUGCCUCUGGCUGUGGCUGGGUGCUGUCUUGGCACAUGGGCAGGGACAAGGAGGUGGCCGGCUGAGGCUGGCAGUGCUGCCUGAGGACCGGCUGCAGAUGAAGUGGCGGGAGCCUCGGGGUGGUGGCCUGGGCUACCUGGUGCAGGUGACGCCCACGGCAGGAGACUCAGAGCAGGAAGUGAUGUUGACCACCAAGACCACCAAGGCCACAGUCGGGGGCCUGAACCCCUCCAAAGGCUACACCUUGCAGAUAUUUGAGCUCACCAGCUCCGAGCCCAUCCUGCUGGCGCGGAGGGAUUUCAUGAUUGAGGAUCUGAAGAGCAGGAGCGGCCAGAGGCCCCUGGGGGCAGCCCUGAAGCCCACCCUGUACCAUAUGGGGGCCCCGAACCCCAGGCAGACACCUGAGCCUAGAGGCACCUUUGUCCCAAGCCAAGAGCCUCCCAUCCUUGUUGGCACCCAGUUCCGCUGCACACCUCCUGUGCCUGCCGACAUGGUCUUCCUAGUGGACGGAUCCUGGAGCAUCGGCCACAGCCACUUCCAGCUAGUCAAAGACUUUCUGGCCAGCGUCAUCUCACCCUUUGAAAUUGGGCCAGGUCAGGUCCAAGUAGGCCUGACUCAGUACAGCGGAGACCCCCAGACCGAGUGGGACCUGAACUCCUUCCACACCAGGGCGGAGGUGCUGGCUGCUGUGCGCAGCCUUCAAUACAAGGGAGGAAACACAUUCACAGGCCUGGCCCUGCACCACGUGAUGGGGCAGAACCUGAAGCCUGCAUCGGGGCUCCGUCUGAAGGCAGCCCACCUGCUGAUCCUGGUGACGGAUGGCAAGUCCCAGGAUGACGUGCUCACGGCCGCACGUGUCCUCAAAGGCCUGGACAUCGAGGUCUUCACCGUGGGUGUGAAGAAUGCCGACGAGGCUGAGCUGAAGCUCCUGGCAUCCCAGCCGCAGGACAUCACCGUCCACAACGUGCUGGACUUCCCUCAGCUGGCCACGCUCGCUGGCCUACUCAGCCGCCUCAUCUGCCAGAAGAUCCAAGGCUGGAGCCUGAGCAGGGCCGCCGGUGAGGGAGCAGGGAUGCUGCCAGGCCUGCCCAGCACUUGGGACAGAGGGACACGGAAGCUGGGGCUCCUGCGUGGCACGCUUCGAGGGUCUGCCUGGCCUCCACGGGUCUGCAAGCUGAGCUGGGGCCCAGACCACCACUUUCCACCCGCAACCACCCUGGCCCCAGCUGCUCCAGCCCUGGAUGCCCUCCCCAUGUGCACCAGCCUGGUGCUGGGCCAGGUCACCCCCUCCAGCAUCCGUGUGUCCUGGACCCCGGCUCCUCAGCCACCCCUCGAGUAUCUCAUUGUGUGGUGGCCUUCCAGGGGUGGCGCCCGCCAGGAAGUGGUGGUGGAAGGCUCUGCUGCAUCCGUAGAGCUUCAGAACCUGACCGCCAGCACUGAGUACCUGGUGUCAGUACUGCCCGUCUAUGAGGGCGGGGUCGGCAAGGGUCUUCGUGGCCUGGCAACCACAGCACCCCUUCUUCCGCCCCGCACACUGACUCUGGCUGCAGCUACACCCAGGACCCUCCACCUCACCUGGUCGCCCUCAGCUGGGGCCACCCAGUACCUGGUGCGGUGCUUACCAGCCUCUCCCAAGGUCCAGGAAGAGGGAAGAGAGGUGCGGGUGGGGCGGCCUGAGGUGCUGCUGGACAGCCUGGAGCCAGACAGGGACUACAAGGUCUUGGUGCAAAGCCUGCGAGGGCCAGAGGCCAGCGAGGCCCGGGGCAUCCAUGCCAGAACGUCCGCCCUGGCCCCGCCAGGACCCCUGGGCUUCUCGGAUGUGAGCCACGACUCGGCCCUGGUAACCUGGGGGGAUACUCCACGGCCUGCACACCUGUUCAGAGUCAGCUAUGUCUCAAGCGACGGUGGCCACUCAGGACAGAAAGAGGUCCCUGGGAAUGCCACCUCGGCCACCCUGGGCCCGCUCUCCUCCUCCACCACUUACACCGUGCAAGUCACCUCCCUCUAUUCCGGAGGCGUGUCCUCCACACUGACCGGCCAUGUGAUCACAGGGAAAGCACCCAGCCCGAGCCAGCUGUCUGUGACAGAGCUGCCCGGUGACUCGGUCAGGCUGACGUGGGCAGCCUCGGCCCCGUCUGGUGUGCUUGUCUACCAGAUCAAGUGGACACCCCUGGGAGAGGGGAAGGCCCAUGAGGUCUCUGUCCCAGGCGUUCUCAGCACUGCUGUCCUGUCCGGCCUGGGGCAGCACUCGGAGUAUGAGAUCACCAUCCUGGCCUACUAUAGGGACGGGACCCGAAGCGACCCUGUCACCCUGCACUACACGCCCGCUUCAGUGAGCAGGAGCCCCCCCUCGGGCCUGGCCCUGUCCUCAGAGACCCCCAACAGCCUGCACGUCAGCUGGACACCCCCAGGCGGCCCUGUUCUCCACUACCGGCUCACUUAUGCACCAGCCUCGGGCUCAGGACCUGAGAAAUCGAUCUCUGUGCCAGGCCCCAGGAGCCAUGCCACGCUGCCUGACCUGCUGGCUGCCACCAAGUACAGGGUCCUGGUCUCAGCUGUCUAUGGCACAGGGCUGAGUGAGGCAGUGUCUGCCACAGGCCGAACAGCAGCCUGCCCGGCCCUGCCCCAGAACAGCUCCCUUCCAGGGUUUGACCUGAUGGUGGCCUUUGGCCUGGUGUGGAAGGAGUAUGCCUCCAUUCGAGGUGUGGCCAUGGAGCCCUCCACCUGGGGUCCGACCCCAACCUUCACACUCUUCAAGGAUGCUCAGCUGACACGGCGGGCCAGCGACGUCCACCCAGCUGCGCUGCCGGCAGAACACACCAUCGUCUUCCUUCUGCGCCUGAUCCCGGAGACACCCCGUGAGGCCUUCGCGCUGUGGCAGAUCACAGCCGAGGACUUCCAGCCUGUCCUUGGGGUUCUCCUGGAUGCUGGCAGGAAGUCACUGACUUACUUCCACCACAACCCCAGGGCAGCCCUGCAGGAGGUCACCUUUGACCUGCAGGAGAUGAAGAAGAUUUUCUUCGGGAGCUUCCACAAGGUACACGUGGCAGUGGGCCGCUCCAAGGUCCGGCUCUACGUGGACUGCCGGAAGGUGGCUGAGAGGCCCAUUGGAGAGGCUGGCAGCUCACCUGUCUCUGGCUUUGUCACCCUGGGGCGACUGGCCAAGGCCCAGGGGCCCCGGAGCAGCUCGGCCGCAUUCCAGCUCCAGGUGCUGCAGAUCAUGUGUGGCGACACGUGGGCAGAUGAGGACAGGUGCUGCGAGCUCCCCGCCUCUAGAGACAAAGAGACAUGCUCAGUCUUCUCUUCUGCCUGUCCCUGUUCCUCUGACACCCGCGGGCCUCCAGGGCCCCAAGGCCCUCCGGGCCUCCCAGGGAGCAGCGGUGUCCCAGGACGGCAGGGCCUCCCAGGGCCUAAGGGAGAGCCAGGGCCACCAGGACAGACAGGACCUGAGGGCCCUGGAGGACAGCAGGGGUCACCAGGGACCCAGGGCCGUACAAUCCAAGGGCCUGUGGGUCCACCAGGAGUCAAAGGCGAGAAGGGAGACCACGGACUCCCAGGCUUGCAGGGCCACCCUGGCCAGCGAGGUGCUCCUGGGAGAGUUGGCCUCCAGGGACCAAAGGGAAUGAGAGGACUGGAGGGGCCCGCAGGCCUGCCUGGACCCCCUGGCCCCAGGGGGUUCCAGGGCUUGGCAGGAGCCAGGGGCACCAAUGGGGAGCGAGGGCCACCCGGGGCUGUGGGACCCACGGGGCUGCCAGGACCCAAAGGAGAGCGAGGCGAGAAGGGUGAGCCUCAGUCCCUCGCCACCAUCUUCCAGCUGGUGAGCCAGGCGUGCGAGUCAGCCAUCCAGACGCACAUGCUCAAGCUGGACUCCUUCCUGCACGAGAAAGCCAGGCCCCCAAUGCCCAUCAUGGCAGAGAUGGCAGAGCCAGGCAGGCCUGGGCCCCUAGGGAUCCCCAGGCUGCAAAGCAAGGCCUCACUUCCUGGAGACCAGGGAUCAGGGUACCAUCGCCUGGAGCAUCAAGGCAAGCCUGUAGCCGUCAGCCAGCCAGGAAGCCCUGGGCUGCGGGGAAGUUGGGCCCCAGGAUCCCCGGAGGUGACAGGAUGUCCCCCAUGCUGCCCCAAGUGACCCUGCGCCUUCUGCCCGCACCUCCCCCGGCUCUGUCUGGACUGGGAAGGAGCAUGUCCUGCAGAACCAAGAACAAGUCCCCAGGAGGACAGCGGUGGGGGGGGGGGGACGACACAAGGGGUAAAGCAUACACCGAACUCUGUACUCAGCAGCAUUACCAAGUCAAAUAAACUGAGA